Messenger RNA from Phytophthora infestans T30-4, 603 nucleotides. RefSeq names its product cysteine protease family C48, putative. NCBI's taxonomy places the organism in Eukaryota, Oomycota, Peronosporomycetes, Peronosporales, Peronosporaceae. Bases 1 to 603 code for a protein of 200 amino acids. Gene Ontology annotation, biological process: proteolysis. Gene Ontology annotation, molecular function: deNEDDylase activity; cysteine-type peptidase activity. The record is from RefSeq and is a predicted model, not a curated record. The transcript has a single exon.
AUGGCAGAGGCCAUUGCUCGCGCCUAUCCCCAAGAUACCAUCCCAAUUGACGGCAACGAUUACCACUACGCGAUGCUGUACCGUCUCAAGCCGCCCCAAUGGGCUAAUGAUGCGCUGAUUUUGGCUUUUUGCGCGAGAUUGUACAGGACGGGCACCGGCGUUCGCAUCGUCGGUGUCGAGGCAGCCUCGGCGUCAAAAAAGAAGAAAUCUAUGAGUGAAAAAAUGAAGACAAAGGUCCAGGAACUACUCACUGAAGCGGAUGUACUGCUCAUUCCUGUAAAUUUUGGGAACAUGCAUUGGUGUGCAAUGAUCGUGGAUGGCAAGCAGAACAAUGUCCUGUACUACGACUCAAUGAACCUGAAGACGUACAAGGACGUACUGGACCGCAUGUCGUGGGAUCUGGCUACUACGCUCAGCGACGACUUCAAAGUUGUGUCCGUCAAUGGACCGAUCCAGACAGAGGGAUACAACUGCGGAUUCUACGUAAUGUUGAGGUUUUGGCGAUAUGUAGACAAGAGUGUGUCGCUGGACGUAACUCCGAUUGGUCUAACGCUGUUACGCUUCCGCAUCCUUCACUUCGUGCUUCACGGUAGCAAGCCAUAA